UCAGAUUCAGCAUCUCUCUCUCUCUCUCUCUCUCUCUCUCUCUCUCUCAGACACAUACAAACACACUUUGACUUUCUGUUUUGAAGAUAUUUAAGGUAUCCGCAACAGGCAGAGCUUCAUAAGAGAUCAAAUUUGCUGUUGUCUCCUUUUUGAGGUUCUGCUACUGUAAACUUGCAUACAGCCAGCUGAAAUAAACAUGUCUUCCUACUGGUUUCCGCUGAAUGCAGUAUACAAAUGGUGGUAUGGUUCUGAAUUGUAUUCUAAACCCUGGAGAAGCGUAAACUGGGAAAGUAAAAGUGAGAUUGUAGCUGAUAUUAGAAACAUAACCCCAAGUAAUCCAAAUAUCAACCAUCUUCGGAUCCUGCUGCAUGGACCUGUUGGAAUGGGAAAGACGAGUUUUAUAAAUUCCCUCAACAGUGUCUUUCAAAACCGAAUUAUUACUAAAGAGAAAGCAGCACCAUCAUCAUCAACAAGCUGCACAAAAAAAUACAAAGGCUGUGAAAUCAAACAUCCAGGCUCCGAAACUUUGAAACUCACCAUGUUUGAUUUUAAGGGUCUGGAGUUAGGUGCAAGAAAUGUUCAUGAUGAUGAUUUGAGAAGUGCACUCCAUGGACAUUUACCAGAUGGAUAUAAAUUUGAUGAUGCCAAUCCCCUGACUUCGGAUGAUCCAAACUACAUUCAAAAUCCCACAACAGGACAAAAAACACAUUGCGUGGUCUGUGUUGUGUCGGCAAACUCCAUCUCUCGGAUGCCAAAUGAAACCAUCGGCAAGAUGAAAAGAUUUUUGGAGGAAGCCAGUGACCAUGGAAUCCCUCGAGCUGUUGUCAUGACUAUGGGUGAUCUUCUCUGUCCAGCUGUUCGGAACAAUAUGAAAUACAUAUACAUAAGCAAGAUCAUAAAAAAUAAGAUGGAAGACUGUAGUAACAAACUGCAAAUUCCAAUGAACUGCAUCUUCCCUGUGAAUAACUACCACGAGGAGACAGAAACAAACGACGACAUGGACAUGCUCCUCCUGCUGGCACUGAAACAAAUUGCACAUUUUGCCAAUGAUCACGUUGCAGACCUCCAAGAGUAGAAAAAAAAAAAUCUCUGAAUACCUGCUGUUGAGAAAAUGUCUUCUGGCAUCAUGACCAUGUUACAGAAAAUAGAAUAGAUUUUACUUUACUUUACCUAAUUCAGUAUAUAUGCACAGAAAACAAAUCAUUAUUCAUUUUAUCAAAUGCAACGCUUUUUAAUCAGAUAGCUAGGAGUAUUAUAUUAUCAUAUCAUUAUCUACUCAAAUCAAAUACACAUUGUGUGAAAAAUAUAUUCAGAUUGUGAAUAAGUUCAUGUAGGAAUGUAUGCAUGAGGUUUUUUUUUUAGGAUUAUGUUAUUUCUACAGUAAUCAUUUUUAUGUUUAAGUAAACAAAUAUUGUGUGAAGAAUAUAAAAGAAUCUAAUAAAGACAAAUCUAUUUAGGUGUAGAUUAUGGAUUAAUUGUUUAACAGCAUAGAAAGCUUAAAACUUCGCCUAUAAAAUGUAUUUUUAAUAAAAAAAUAUAUUUUUUUUUUUUACUUUUGAUCACAUAGUGAACAGUGGCUUUGGUCGAAUAUAUAUAUAAUUUUAUAUUAAAAUUCAGACUAAAUUAGUUAGUGUGUACAUUAAAGUGGUAUAGAAAUAGAUUAAAAUAUAAAUAAAUAAAAUGUUUGUCCUAUAAAAUAUUGUGUUUAAAUGUAAUAAAAAUCAAUAAAUGGAACUUUCAAAUUUAAUCUAUGAAUGUAAGCUCACUGGAUCUGGAUCACCGCUUGCAUUAGUACACUGUACAUAAUUAAUUUCAUGUUGUUUACUAUUUACGAAGCCAUAGUUUUUUAAUAAUAAAUGCAUUUUAUGACAGAAUACAAAACUUUUUGAAAUGAUUUAUACAUUUUGAGUCCUUCCUUUGCACUUGCAACUUUUGUCCACCAGAGGGCAGACAUGUUAUAUAAAUUCAAUUAGACUCACAAAAGAAAAAAAACUGGAAGACAUUUAAUAGACACAAAGUGAAAAUAAUAGGAAGUAAAAAAAAGGAAAAGAAAUAUAAGGAAUGAAUGAAGACUUUUUUGUGAAUUAAUUUACAUUUUGCUCAUUUAAACUUAAAUAAAAUCAUUUUACGUGGACACAGUGGAAAGUACUUUUCACAGUAGUUUAUUGUCUGGCCUUAUACAGUACAUGAAGGACAAAACCUUUGUUAAUAAGCUCCUGCAGUGAAAGUUGUCUUGUCUUGUUAGGACCUUGUGGACGUAAUUUACAGCACUUGGCAGACUUGCCAGAGUGACCUUGUUGUUGAGGGUUGAGGGCCCAGGAGAAGCGGCUUGCCAGUACUGAUGACUGAACUCAUUACCUUUCAGUAUA
Molecule: messenger RNA, 2369 nt
Organism: Silurus meridionalis
Lineage: Eukaryota; Metazoa; Chordata; Actinopteri; Siluriformes; Siluridae
Product: interferon-induced protein 44-like
Exons: 9
Coding region: 197-1075 (292 amino acids)
Source: RefSeq, a predicted model, not a curated record